Messenger RNA from Alosa sapidissima (American shad), 7291 nucleotides. Its product is annotated as retinoic acid-induced protein 1. The coding region runs from base 365 to 6388 and encodes 2007 amino acids. Gene Ontology annotation, biological process: circadian regulation of gene expression; regulation of transcription by RNA polymerase II. The transcript has 5 exons. The record is from RefSeq and is a predicted model, not a curated record. NCBI's taxonomy places the organism in Eukaryota, Metazoa, Chordata, Actinopteri, Clupeiformes, Clupeidae. Gene Ontology annotation, cellular component: nucleus.
AACAACAAGCCCCGCUGCCACAUACUCCACCGUCUGUCGGACUGAGGGAAUACGUGCUGCCAUUUUUCCUUUUCUUUUUUAUUCCCUUCUUCUUCUUCUUCUUCUUCUUCUUCUUCUUCUUUCUCGUCCCCUUGGCAUGUGGUAUAGCACGAGGAGGUUACAGUAAGACCUGUGAUUCUUGCUUUCCCUUUUCUUUUUUUCCUCCUAUUUUUUUUUUUCUUUCUUUCUAUCUUUUCGCUGUUGUUGUGAUAGUGGUGAGGAAAGGAAGGAAGGGAGCAAGGGAGGCAAGCAGGACCACAGGACUCUCGGCGAGCACUGACCGCUGAGGCCACCAGGAAACGACGCACAGCCUCUAGCUGGAGUCAUGCAGUCCUUCAGAGAGCGGAGCGGUUUCCAUGGCAACCAGCACUGCUACCAGCAGGACUCCCAUGAGUUCUCACACCUGGAGAGCUACAGACCCCCCCACCACAACCCCCACCACCACCACCACCACCUGGGACAGAGCCGACAGGCGUACGAGACGCACCCCCUCUCGUCCACUGGCAUGCCCCCAUCCAGACCACCCUCAACAAAAGACUGUUAUGGGCAGCAGGGUUACCCGACGUACAUUGGGGCUGGCAGCAACAGCAGCACCGCUGCUCCGGCUCCAGCGAAAAAGCCCUCCUACCACGAGGGCAAAGUGUCCAGCAGCCAGCACCUCCAGGCGGGGUAUGGCAACCACAUGGGUGGGCCAGGGGGCUACUCGACCCAGUACCUGAGCGAGGGCCACCUGCAGCAGCAGAAGUGGGAGGACACAGCCCCCCAGCUGGGCUCUUACGAGCAGGACAUGGUGGGCCGUCUGGAGCCGGGAGGAGGAGGAGGAGGCGGAGGGGGCGGUAGCGGCGGAGGAGCGUCCCAGUACCUGGAGCAGGGCAUGCUGGGUAAAUCCCAGAGCCUCUGGGACCUGCCCGGUCAGGCGUCCGCUCCGGUCUACACCAGCCCCCACCAGCAGAGCUCGGCCCCGUCCCCUCUGAUGUACCCGCAGAGCCACCUGCACUUCCCCCCGCAGCACUCCCAGCCCCCGCCACACCCGCCCUCCUCCUCCACCUCCCCCUACAUGGACAAGUGCGCCCCCAUGCCCCACGCUUACAAGGGCUACAGCAUGCCGCCCGGCCCGCAGUACAGCCGCCAGCUGGGCAACCACAGUGGCCUGAAGCCCAGCAGCUACCGACCACAGAACAACUACAGUUACCAGCCGCCACCACCACCGCCCCCACCCUCCCGCAGUGGCUUUGAGCAGCAGCAGCAGCAGCAGCAGCAGCAGCAGCAGCAGCAGCCUGUGUCUCUGCAGGGCAUGGCAGGCUCCCAGGAGAGCAUGUCCAAGUUCCAGCACUACCAGCAUGGCCAGGGCUCCCAACAGGGCUACUGCAUGCCCGACAUCCCCGUUCGCUCUCCUGAGCAGCAGUACUACCAGAACUGCAGCCCAAGCUCCAGCCACUCGCCAGCGCGCUCUGUGGGGCGCUCCCCGUCCUACAGCUCCACUCCGUCGCCGCUCAUGCCCAAUCCCGAGGCGUCGUUCCAGUACAGCCAGCCGCCGACCCCCAUCAACCCCGCGGCAGCCUCUGUUGCUGCUGCCGCCGCAUCCUCUUCCUCAUCCUCCUCUUCCUCCUCCUCGGGCGCUCUGCAGGACCAGGGUAUGCUCAUGCCCCCCCACACGCACGCGUCCCCUGCGGUCAACCACCAAACACAGAGCUACAGCGGCGGCACCAUGAAAGAACGCUUCUCUGAGAAGCUGCUGUCCAACCCCAGCCUGUGGAGCCUCAACGCCCUCACCUCGCAGGUGGAAAGCAUCUCCAACAACGUCCAGCAGCUCCUGCUAUCCGAGGCCCUCAUGGCCAACAAGAAGGGUGGCAAGCGGGGGACCCCUAAGAAGGGAGAGGAGUACAGGGGACAGAUGAGAGGCUUGGACGACUCCUGUCCCGAUGGCCAGCAGCAUGGCACUCACAUGUCUGACCCCUACGGCACCCCCAAGUCCCUAACGGCCGAGCUUCACGAGGGAGCCUACUCUGGCAGCACAGAGGAGCAGCUGGACAGGAGCUACUAUUACUGCAGCCAGAGCAGGGGUCCACUGCAUGGCCCGAGUAACCCACACAUGCCUUUAAAUGCAGUGUCGUCUUGCUCUAUGACCUUGCUCGAGAGCCGGUCGGUGAAUUCGUUCUCAAGCAUGCAGACCACAGAGAGCAAUCCCCACCUGGGCCCGAGACUCCAAAGCAUCACACCCAUGGAGGGAGACCAUCACAACAGCUCACUGCAGCACAUGACCGGCGAGAGAUCUCCCAUGAGCAUCCCGGCGCAGAGCCCGAUGAAGCAGGAGACCCACUCCCCACCUGACAUCAAGCGGGUGGACGGCUCCCUGAAAGAGAACUUUGAGGAGUGUGCCUGGAUGGAGAAGACUGCCGAUGAAGAGGAGCAGAUGAAGAACAAGCUGAGCAGUGAGCAGAAGUUUAAAGGGGAGGUGAUUGAGGCCGGGGAGAAGCAGGAGCGGUGGUCAGAGGAUGAGAAGUCUCCGUCCCUCUUCCCCAAGAUGUGCACAGACACCUCGGGCCAGAGUGACGCUUACGAAUCCGAGGGGAGCCUCUAUCAGGAAGUUCACAACAAGAGCGACCCAGACGACAGCGACUCAGCCACGAAGAGAAGUUGUGGAUUACUGGGUGAGAGCCACCAGGGAAAUCUAGAGCCUGAAAUGAAAUCGGAGACGUUCAAGUCAGAGCCGUCCCCGACUGCAGAAACCCAUCCAAAAGCACUGCCAUCUAUCUCGAGAGGUGACCUUGCAGAGGAUCAAUAUUUGCCAAGCCGAGAGGAGAAUUCAGAGACUCUACAUCUCUCCCCCUGCAGCAAGCAGAAUGAGGCGACGCUUUUAACUGCUGAGGGGAGGAAGGAAGAGACUCUGGAGGGGCAGCCAUCUGUCCUUGCCUGUCAGACCACCGAAGUGAGGGAGGAGCAGAGGAGCCACUCGCCCUCUGACGAGGUCGUCAAUAACACCGGGAGACCACAGGAGCCACUGGUGAACUACAGCAUCAGGGAUGAGCAGCAGGAAUGUCAGACUGCAAUCAGCCGCAUGGAGGCCGAGGAGGCAGUGGCGGCGAUACCAGACGCGCCCCCUCAAAAUGGCGAGAGGAGGCCGGCUGUUUGCGACAUCGCUCCUCAAUGUCACACCUCCCAGCCGGCCUUCGCAGCUCUGGGGGAGAAAGCAACACCUCUGGCCCAGACCAGGGACCACAUCGAUCAUAGUGAUGCCAAGGUGCUGGAGCCCGACUCGCCGCAACUGCCGGGUAAAUCGAUCCUGCACUCAGCGCCAUCGUGGGCCAACACGCCCCCAUCCCCACAGAAAGGUGACGAGGACAUGGAGCCCGGGAUCAGCUGCCCCAGCGCCGUGACCCCGUCGGCCAAGCCAGAACCCAUGGCCCCGUCGGCGAACCCGCGGGCCUUCGGCCGAAAGCCCGGCCGUGGCAGACGGAGGUUGAUGCACGCCAACAUCGGCAUCAGGAGGCAGCUGAGUGUGGAGGGUGAGGGGGCACCCACCCCGGCCCAGAAGCCCAGCAUUCCCUCCAGUAAAAGUGCCCUUUUGUCUGACCACAUGGCAGUGUCCCACGAGGACAUCGGCAGUCAGACAUCAAAGCAUUUGGCCGAGAGCUUGCCAUCCCGCAUGUGCACUCGUUCUUUCAGUGCACAGGGAACGCCCAAGCCUGCAGUCACUCCCGUCAGCCCCCCUUUAAAAAAGAAGCCAGGCCCCAAACCUGGGGGAGGGUCAGCCACAAAGGGCCAGGUAGGCCGCCCCCGAGGGCUGGCCUCCAAACUCAAACUGUUGAAACAAGUGGAAGAAAUCCAAGCCUCAAUAGACCAAGCCAGAGCCAAGAGGGCUGUUAGUGGGCUUGGCACACAAGAAGAAAACCCCGACCCAAUCACUUUAGAGACCGCAACAGAAAUGAAGUCAACGAGUCUCAAAGACCAAAAGGCAAUGGUGCUUAGGUCUCGUAAACAGACACCUGAGAAGACAGAAAAAGAGCCAGUGAAGGAGAAAGAAACUCUCAUUGUUCCUCCAAAGAAAGUCAGAGAAAUUAAAAAGCAAAAAGCACCUCUCGAGCAGGUGAGCGAAGCUUCAGACUCAAUCCCGCCUGCGACUCCCCACAAGGAGAUUUGCCUGGCUGAGCCGAGCAAGCAACAGGAGAAAAUUGCAGCCCCCGUCAAAAGACAAUCCACCUUGCAGUCUCCAGAGGCGGCAAAGAGAAAACGGGGCGUGAAGGCAGACAAGGCUGAGGUGACAGAGCCGUUGCCAUCCUCACAGUCUCCAGUGCCCGCCCAAGAGCAGCAUGACCCAACACCGCCACCGUCAAACAAGACAGGGGUGGGGGUCAGAGGGCCCAAAAAGAAGCGAGGGCCACACCCGAAAAUAGCUGUGAUCAGCAGCCCUGUGACCAAAGACGAAGCCCCAGCCGUCCCCGAUGUCAGCGAGGUGCCUAGCGCACCUCCUCAGUGCCCGACUAAAACCAAGUAUCUGCCCCCGCGGAAGGGCAGAGGCCUCAAAUACGAAGCCAUGGUCCAGAAAAUAACAUCCACCCCUGCGUCCAAAAAGCAGCCCUUUAACCUCCUGCCGGAGGCUUUGCCGGAGGACCCGGCCUCCAAGGCCGUCCAACCGGUGCCUGAGCAGAAAGAGGAGCUGCCAGAGGAGAGCAGCACGGCUGUCCAGCAGCCGAGAGAGGAGACCCAGGAGCCUGCAGCUGAUGGCCAAACACCCAGGAAGAAAAGACGGAAAUGGGCCACUGUGGAGAGCAAAGUGGAGCCAGAGGGGGCCUUGGACGCCGGGACGCUCAUCAUCACCACGCCGCGGCUGGCCAAACAGAGGGCCAUCAAGAACAACCACGAGAUGCACCUGAAGCAGCGACGGAAGAGGAGAAAAGGCCAUCCUCCUCCUGAGGGCGUCACUGUAACAGAACCAAUGCUAGAACCGUUGGCAGAGCCAGUUAUGGAACCACAGGCCGUAUCGCUGAAGGAAUCUGAGAUAGAAACGCAGUUGCACGUAGAACCGCUGACAGAACAGCAGGAGCUCCCCGCACCUUCGGCUCUGUCGCCCACCGCGGCUCAAACAGUGCUGGUGACAAACAGUGAUCAGCCUCCCACGGAGCUGCCACCCGAGACAGCCGUCGAGCCUCCCAAGCCCCGCAGGGGGAGGAAGCCAUCGCUGAAGAAGAAAGAGGCAAAGGCGUCCGGCGAACCAAACAGCGUACCUGCCAAGAGGGGUAGAAAACCGGGCCCUAAAAAGAAGGCAGAACUUAGUACGCCUGCCGCAAAGCCUCCUCCGUCAAAGCCUCCUGCAAAAGCUGCCGCAAAGGCUACAGAGACAGUGCCCAAGCCUAAGACAAGGUGUAGAAAACAGAGUGCCCCUAAAGUGAAACAGACAAAGCAAGAGACCAGAUUCAACGUUGUCUCAACGACCACCCCACUGAAACCAGAAAUCAAAUGCUCUUUCAUUCCCUAUGUGCGCAUCGAGAGCUCGGUGGACCUCGCCGCGGCCUGUGCCAUUGUGAACAGGCCAGAUGACGCACAGCGAAUAAAGGCGAGGGAAAAGAUUGCUGCCGACACCAAACCCCCGGCAGCUGCUGUUGCCAAGGCGAUACCCACAUCCUCCUUGAUGCUCCUGGGACCUCUGGUUAAUAAAACCCUAGCUGACAGGUGUCUAAAGUGUUGCCUGUGUGGAAUGCCUUCGAAUUACAGAGACUUGGGGGACCUGUGUGGGCCUUAUUACCUCCCAAACAACAUACCGCAAAAGACAGUGUCCUGGGGGUACAGAGAGGAGUUCUGGGAGAACAGAGAGAGAGAGCAGGUCAGAAGCACUCAACCGCCCACAGUUCAGGAGAGCGAGAAAACAUCAGAGCCCAGCCAAGCGGGAACGAGCGAAGAAGAACAUCCCGGCCAUCACAGAAAGCCCAGGAGGCCGAGCCGGGAGAGCUCACACCCUCGCACCAAUUUCCGUCUGGGGCUCAAAAAACUGCAGCAGUGCUUGAGCCUUCGGAGGCGGACCGCAGAGACGGCUCCCCCUAGUGGUGAGGAGGGCCUAGGCACAGCAGUGGGGAAAGCGCAACGGAAGGCGGAGGAGAGGGAGCACUGGGCCCACGAGGCUUGUGUUGUGUGGACCAGUGGAGUCGUGCUCGUGGCAGGAAGACUGUAUGGGCUGAAGGAGGCUGUUCAAUCAGCUGCUCAAACAAAAUGCGCUAAGUGCCAGAGCGAGGGAGCGUCAGUCAGCUGCAGCUGUGAGGGAUGCUCUCACAAAUACCACUAUGUCUGCGCCAAAGAGUCGGGUUGCUUGUUUGAGGAGGAUGACUUUUCAGUGAGGUGUCCAAAACAUGAGUGAGAGGGAGAGAUGCACCUUUCACCUGCAGCCAGAUGAACCACCACCUGGUCGGACUUCCAUCAGCCCACGCCAACAUCUGCCCAGCCCCACGCCAGAGCUCGCAGGCUGGGGGGGGGGGGGGGUGGGGUGGGGUGGCCACUGGCGUCCGCCCGAGCACAAGAAAGGUACUGCUGUAGCAAUACUGACCCCCGACCCCUGACCCCCCCUCCUACCUUCAUCUUCCCACGGAUACGUUACUCCUGUUUUCCUUUAACCACGGGAGCACAGUCAGCUCUCCAUAAAGGAAAGUUCGAGAAAGCCUUCGCUUCAAACAAGGGGAGAGGAGAGGAGAGAAAGGGACUGUUUGAAAGAAGAAGAAAAAAAUCAUGAAUGUGCCAUCCAGCUUUUCUUUCUUUCUUUCUUUCUUUUCUUUCUUGGAAUGGAUGCUAUCUGUGUGGGACACCUGGAGAUGGAGCCUUGGCCCGUUGCCCCUGCUGGCGUCCAAUCGGAGCUCACAAACUCUGCUGUUGUCCAAUCACAGCCCACAGACUCUGCUUUCAUCCAAUCACAGCUCACAGACUGUGCUACUGUCACGUCAGUGUGGUGAAAAAAAAAGUGCUGUCAUGCAUCGUGCACCCACUGGAUGGAUUUAAAUGUUAAGUGUUCAAAAAAAAUUAAAAAGACAAAAAAAUGUACAUGGUGUGCUUUGCGGGUCUAAAUAUUCCGAUGAUAUGAAAUAAUGAUUAAAAAAUCUUAUUUUAAUAUAAUGCUCUUCCAAGAAGUAUUUUGAUGUGUGUUUUACAAAAACACAAGAUCAUUUUUAGCAUCGUUGCCCAUCUUGGGUUCUGUCCAGCUUUGUGUGUGCAAAAAAAAAAAAAAAAAACCUGCUCGACUCGGGAGUGGGAGCACUCAUUAGUCCCAACC